This is a messenger RNA of Ilex paraguariensis (yerba mate), 228 nucleotides long. Lineage: Eukaryota; Viridiplantae; Streptophyta; Magnoliopsida; Aquifoliales; Aquifoliaceae. The record is from the annotation of a GenBank genome assembly.
AUGGUGAAGAUGGAGACGGGAAUCAGUGGAAGUGGGUCACCACCAAAACUAGGCUUCAGUGAUGUUUCAACGAGGUCUAGCAGAGACUCAUAUCGAUCCAUGGCGACACCCAUCGUUGGAGGUCAGGGCCAACUUCAUAUGGGCAGCUUCGAAGGGGAUGCCACGCCCCAACUCAAUGGGCUGCUGGACAAAAGAGAAAAGGGCGACACCCUUGGCAGAGGCAAAUGA